AUGCGUUAUAUGGGUGAUGAAAAUCUGAAACGUGGCCAAACUCUUACUGAUUGUAUUUAUGAGCUUUUAAUGAUAUGUCAUCAAUAUCAACCGCUUCGGGAUGAAGUAUAUUGUCAAAUUAUUCGGCAAACAACAAAUAAUAAAACUUCCAAAGCAAGCACCUCAAUCCGUGGUUGGCGCCUAUUUUCCAUUUUAACGGCAUAUUUUGAUUGUUCACCAGUAUUGAAACCAUAUUUGUUCAAAUAUCUGACCGAUAUGGCAAAUGAUCCAAGAAGACCUUAUCACGGUACUGCAUUUAUUUGUUUACAUAAUUUGAUAAAAACAUUCAAAUAUGGCGGUCGUCAAUUUCUACUUAGUGGAAGUGAAAUUGAAGCAAUAACGUUGGGUAAAACAUUAAAACGACAAUUGUACCAUUUACCGGGUGGACAUCGAAAGGUAAUUAAUACUCAUUCUGUAACAGUUGUUGAAGAGAUUAUUCAGCAACUUUGUCAAGAGCUUAAUAUACGAAGUGUCGCAGAGCAACAAGAAUUUUGUUUGUGCUAUAUUUUGGAAUCAGAAGAUAAGAUUAAAAUGUUAGCUAACGAUGAAUAUGUGAUGGAUGUAUGUACUGAACUUGAGCAUAAUCAAAAACAUUGUUUCUUAAUACUUAAACGAACAGUAUGGAUACAUCCAUUACGACUAGAUAAUGCUCUCUAUAUCGAUGUGAUGUUUUUCCAG
This is a messenger RNA of Loa loa (African eye worm), 717 nucleotides long. RefSeq lists its product as hypothetical. The record is from RefSeq and is a predicted model, not a curated record. Lineage: Eukaryota; Metazoa; Nematoda; Chromadorea; Rhabditida; Onchocercidae. The transcript is spliced from 5 exons. Gene Ontology annotation, cellular component: cytoskeleton. The annotation marks the transcript as partial.